Molecule: messenger RNA, 1494 nt
Organism: Sordaria macrospora k-hell
Lineage: Eukaryota; Fungi; Ascomycota; Sordariomycetes; Sordariales; Sordariaceae
Source: RefSeq, a predicted model, not a curated record
AUGUCCGGCCUGGCGGCGCCGCUGUCCUCAGCUUCGCUCGAGCAUCCUGGAAAAACGUCCUCUUACAGCUCGGAUAAUGUUUCUGGCCGAAGCAGCACAUACGGACAAGCAGAGGAAGCAACUAUCUAUACCGAAACCAGGAUGUUACAGGAUCAGACGGGUCGACUCCCCCCUCAGCCAGGGAGCCGCGAAGACGAGAUCGUCAAGAAGCUGUACAGCACAAAGCAGGAUAUGGCAGAACUCUUCUUCCGAAGUGCCAAAUCCAUGUGUGAUCCCGAAUACGGGUUCGAAGAUGCCGACUUCUGGUCUAUCCAAGCACUUUGCCUGAUGACUGUGUACAUGCUCACGGUUUCCAAACGAAAUACCGCCUAUGCAUACCUGGGCAUGGCUGUUCGGUCUGCCUAUGCCCUAGGCCUCCAUCGAGAGGAGACGAUGCAUCCGCUCAUUUAUCCGGAAUCGACGCAAAGGGAGGUGAGACGGAACCUAUGGAAGACGUUAUUCAUCCUCGACAGGUUCCUAGCCGCGUCUCUUGGAAGACCCGUUGCCAUUGUUGAAGAUGAUUGCUCAUGCAAGCUUACUAUUAAUGAUGACAUCGCCGACUUAUCAACCGUAGGGGAAAACGGAUCCGAGUCACUACACUUUGGAUGCCUCGAUGCCUGUGUUAAAUCAUGCCGCGUCAUUGGCGUAACACUCCGUGUGUUUUCGAAGCGGAAGAUUUCCACCGCGGUCGUCCAGGAUAUUGCAAACAUGGCCAAAUAUUGGAGGCGGCCCUCACUCUCAAACUUGACGCCGCAGCAAUCACGUGAAGGUCCGACAAGCCCAGAGCAGGGUAUAGCUGCUCUCCACGCCAAUCUCCUGUCAUUGCACUCCCUUAUUCUUCUGACCAGGCAGAUAUUCAUCAUGCACAACUGGAAACUCGACCAGCAACGCUCUGGAAAGGCGAACCCACCCUCGAACCGAGAGUCACAUAUGGUCAAGUUCUCCGAAGCCUGUGUUGUGGCAUCUUACCAGACUAUCCACUUGAUACAACAAGCCAGGGAGGAUGGGUAUCUCCCACGAAGAAAUCCGUUCAUCAUAUAUUUCCUCUUCGCUGCGAGCCUUAUCGUGCUAAUGAAUCAGUUUGCCUCACUGUACUACGCCGAUAAAUAUAUCAAGACCAUUACCGACGCGAUUUCGACCAUGAAGUACUGUGCAGAGAUUGACCCACAAGCGGAGAGGUUCUCGCAUGUCACGGGAGAAUGGCAGCUCAGCUCCGAGUGUCCCCAGCCCUUUGGACCCAGCAGGCUCAAGAAUAGGCAGCAUUUCACACCAGCCUCCUAUGACCUCACCACCCCUUCCGCGGCCACAGAAAGCAUCCGAAGUUUUUAUCCCGACCCCUUCAACCACCGUCCCGGAAGUGAUCAUGAACGGAAUGUCUGCAGUAUCGUCGACCACUCCACCUAUGGCACCUCCACUCGCCCUACGCCCUGGCCAUAUCACUCACUCCCCCCCUGA